Lodderomyces jiufengensis is the source of this 2502-nucleotide messenger RNA. RefSeq lists its product as uncharacterized. The transcript has a single exon. The record is from RefSeq and is a predicted model, not a curated record. NCBI's taxonomy places the organism in Eukaryota, Fungi, Ascomycota, Pichiomycetes, Serinales, Debaryomycetaceae. The coding region runs from base 1 to 2502 and encodes 833 amino acids.
AUGACAAAUGUAUCAAUUAAUAAUCAAAAUUUAUAUGAUAUAUCAUUAAAUCAAAGGAAAAUUUUAUCUCAAUCAAUAAUACCUACUACUAAUACUACUACUUCAUCAUCAAAACCUUGUAUUACACCAAAAAGAGUUGCAUCAAUGAAUUCAUUACCUACUUUAAAUGAAAAUAGUAUAACUUCUUCUUCGUCAACAAUUAAAACAAUAAAAAGACCAGGUGAUUAUUAUAUUCAAAAAAUUAAUUCAAAAUCUUCAUUAAAUUUAAAUAAAACAAUACAACCACAACCACCUUCAACUCCUAUUUCAUCUUUACCAAAUCCACAAUAUUCACUGAUACAACAACAACAUCCUAAUAAUUAUAAAAGAAGAAUGUCACAAGAUUCAUUAAUGUCAUUACAAUCUUCAUUAUCUGAUGAUCAUUCACUGAUUUUAUCAUCACAAUUUGAUACUCCAGUAUUAAAUUCUUCAUCAUCACAAAUGACAAAUCAUCAUAAUAGAUCAAAUCAAAUAGAUACAAGACAUAGUUCUAUGACUUCUUCAUCAACUUCAAAUUUUGAUCCAAAUUCAUCAUCAAUUAUGGGAAAUGAUUCUACUAUAUCAUUAAAUAAUUCAUCUCCUAAUAAUAGUUUCAUUAAACCAAAACCUUUAAAAUCUGCAUCAACUACAAGUGUACUUAUGGUUAAACAACUACAACACCAAAAUAAAUUUGUUGUACCACAACCACCUAUCAAAACAACAAGAUCAAAAUCAACUUCAACCAUGCCAACUUUAAAUAGAUCAAAAUCCAAGUUUUUAAGUUCACAAGAAAGUAAAGAACGUUCUAUUUUACGUAAAAAAAAAUAUGAAGAAAAUGAUGAUGAUGAAGAAAUUUUAAGUAAUGAUUUAGAUAAUUUAAUUUUUAAUGUUCCAAUGAUUAAAAAUCAUAAUGAAAUUUAUAAAUCUUCACCUUAUCAAACUUAUAAUGGAUCAAAAUCUUCAACUUCAAAUGCAUCAUCAAAUUCAAAUUUAACAAUAUUAUCAAGAAAUGAUUUAUUAAUUGGUGAUAGUAAUGAUAAAUAUAAUAUUAGACCAUGUCCAUUACCUGGGAAAUUAUCUACAACAAAUUUACCUACUUUAAAUACACAACAUCAAGAUGAUAGUAUAUUAGAAGAAGAAGAAAGUUUUAAUAAUGAUGAUUCUGAAAUUAUUCAAAAUAUUUCAAAUUUUUAUACUCAAAGAAGUGAAUCAAAUUCAAAAAUUUUAAAAUUAUCAAGAGAUCAAAAUUUGAUAUAUAAAUUACCAUCUUUUAUAAAAUCACAAUCAUCUUUGGAAGAUUUACAUUUAAUAUCACCUGAAAAAUUAAAUUUCUUGGAUCAAACAAGACCAAUCAAUUUACCACCAAAAUCAUCAUUUGAUAAAACCAAACAUAAUAAAGAAUUCAACAAAAAUUUAACUAGUUUUGAAUCAGUUUUAAAACAUCAACAAGAUUCAAGAUCUAAAUCAUUUCAACAAUUACUAGUGUUAAAACAAUCUUGGUUAAAAGAAUUAACAACAUUAAUGGAUUUAGAUAAUAAAAAUUUCAAUAAAAAAUUUACAACUGAAAAAAAUCAUAUUAGAAAAUUAACAUGGGAUUGUAAUUUACCAACUAACAAUGAAUUAAAUUUUAAAUUCUUGAUUAAAAUUUUAUCUAAUAAUUAUUCAUCACAAGAUUCAAUUCAUACUAUACAAAAUUCAUUUGAAUUAUUUAAUAAAAAAUUAGAUUCAAUAAGUGGGAUAAUGAAACAAAAUAAAGAUAUAGAAUUUAAUAAAAUUUUAAAUAAUAUAUUAUCAAAACCAAUAUUAUCAAAUAAUAAAAAUAUAAAUCUAGAAAAAUUUAAAUCAAAUUUUAUUCAUUUAUUAUAUAUAAAAUCAAUUAGUGAAACUGGACUUACUGAAAAAGAUUAUUUACUCCUAACAAUAAUUUUAAUAAUUUUCCCAAAUUUAAAAAUUUUAGAUACUUAUAUCUUGUUAGAACUCAUAAAUCAAGAAAUUUUUAAUAGAGAAUUUAUAAAUGAAAUUUUUAAAUCAUCAAAUUUUGAUAAUGAAUCAAUUAGUAUAAAUGAAUUUUUAAAAAUUUGUUUACAAUUUAAUGAUAAUUUACCAUUAUCUUUAUCAGCUCCAACAACUCCAAUAAUUGAUCAAUUAUCAAGUUUCAAAUCAUUAUCUCCAUCACCUUCAACUACAAGUUCAAGUUCUUCAUCUAAUGAGGAAGAAAUCAUAGUUUCAUCAAAUCAAGAAAUUUUAUUGAAAUUAUUUACUUUACUAAUUAUUAAUACUCAAUCUACAAAAACAAAAAAUAAAAAUAAUUUAAAAUUAAUUAAAUCCUUUUUAAAAACUGUAUUUUUAAAUUUUCAUUUAGGUUGGAAUUCAAAAGAUGAAUUAUUUAAAGAAAAUAAAUCUAUUAGAAUUAAUUAUUGUUUAGAUCAAUUUUUAAAUUUAGAAAAAUUUAUAAAUAGGUGGUCAUCUAAUCAUUUUAAUUAA